Aphanomyces invadans is the source of this 1664-nucleotide messenger RNA. RefSeq lists its product as hypothetical. NCBI's taxonomy places the organism in Eukaryota, Oomycota, Saprolegniomycetes, Saprolegniales, Verrucalvaceae. The record is from RefSeq and is a predicted model, not a curated record. Gene Ontology annotation, biological process: mitochondrial respiratory chain complex I assembly. The coding region runs from base 11 to 1561 and encodes 516 amino acids. Gene Ontology annotation, cellular component: mitochondrion. Gene Ontology annotation, molecular function: protein-arginine omega-N symmetric methyltransferase activity. The transcript has 7 exons.
CUCUCAAGGGAUGUUGAUGCGUGUGAAGCCGACGGUGGGGCGAUGGCGCCGUACCGCGAUGGCCAUCCACGGUCGCCAUCAGAGCACGACGAAGCCGGACUCUAAACUAAAGGAGCGCUUCGUGUCGGUGGAUCGCUCUGGCUUGAAGCAGCCGCAUUUGCACGCGUUGCUCAAAGACAAUACGCAUGUGCAAGCGUUGGGCCGUCAUAAGAAGGCGACGAAGGAGAACGAGCUGACUCGAUUUCUCCACAGCUUGAUUGCUGUGCGAGGACCCAUCACUGUGGCCGAAUUCAUGCGUCAUGCAUUGAGUCACCCCGUCCAUGGGUACUACAUGAAGCGCGACGUGUUUGGCACCAAGGGCGACUUUACGACGGCACCAGAGAUCAGCCAAAUGUUUGGCGAGCUCGUGGGCGUGUGGUGCAUCGCAACGUGGCAGCAAAUGGGCAGUCCGUCUCAGAUCAAACUCAUUGAAGUCGGCCCAGGGCGUGGGUCCCUCAUGGAGGACUUUGUGCGCACGGCCAAGCAGUUUCCUGCGUUUUACAAGGCAUUGGAGGUCCACAUGGUCGAAAUCAGUCCUGCGUUGAAGGAACUUCAACAGACCAAACUCCAAGCAACUGCGGCGGCGGACGGCGGGUUCCGGCUGCCGAACAACGGUCCUGCUAUCUAUUGGCAUGACGAGCUCACCCACGUGCCGGAGGGGCCGACUCUAUUCAUUGCUCAAGAACUGUUCGACGCGUUGCCGGUGCAUCAAUUCGAGUACACUGACAAGGGCUGGUGCGAGCGCCUCAUUGACAUCGACGACACGCGAGAGAACGAAGACCACUUUCGAUUUGUUUUGUCGCCGGGACCAACGCCUGCUACGCGAGUAUACAUUGGAAAAGAGAAAAUUGUGACGCCGGACAUUCAAGUGUCCAAGCCUAGCACGCCGAACGAGUCGAAAGACCCAAAAGACAUCCUGGACAAUCUGAACGCAUCGGCGGCGCGCAUCACAGCGCACCUUGAAGCGCUCGAAAAGGAAGACAGCGUCGAUGUUGUCCCGGUGCUGUCGCCCGGCGUGCAAGUCGGGGAUCGGAUUGAAAUUAGCCCUGUUGGGAUUGCGUUGGUGCAGGAAGUUGCCAGGCGCAUUGACACUCACGGCGGCGCGGCGCUGGUGGUAGACUACGGCCGAGACCACCCAUCUGAAGUCAGUUUACGAGGCAUCCAGCACCACCAGUUUGUCAGCGUGCUGCGAGAACCUGGCGACGUUGACUUGAGCAUCGACGUCGACUUCAGCACACUCAAGCGAUAUGCCACCGACGAGACUCGCGUGCGGGCUUACGGUCCAAUUGGGCAAGGCGAGUUUUUGAAAGCGAUGGGCAUAGAACAUCGCAUGGCGGCCCUGUUUCAAAAUGCUUCAGAGGAAAUGCAGGAAACCAUCUACGACGCGUACGAGCGGCUGGUCGACCCGGAUCAAAUGGGCACGAUCUUUAAAGCGAUGGCGCUAGUGUCGGACAAAGUCGUCGGGGACCCCGUCGGGUUUACACCGCUCAUCGACGAGGCUAGCCACGGCCACCACGACUAGCCGGCAUGCAUAAUCCACUUUUGCAAAAGAAACCAUGGCGAUGAUGAGCGAUGCUGUCGACUGUUGUACAGAGGAACGGAUUGAAUCGAAGAAAGUGUAGAGG